Messenger RNA from Baudoinia panamericana UAMH 10762, 636 nucleotides. RefSeq lists its product as uncharacterized. Gene Ontology annotation, molecular function: copper ion binding. The record is from RefSeq and is a predicted model, not a curated record. Bases 1 to 636 code for a protein of 211 amino acids. Lineage: Eukaryota; Fungi; Ascomycota; Dothideomycetes; Mycosphaerellales; Teratosphaeriaceae. The transcript is spliced from 3 exons. Gene Ontology annotation, cellular component: mitochondrial inner membrane.
AUGGACCAAAUGCGAAAGCCGUACGAGAAGCGGAAUGCCAAUACACUCUAUUAUACCGUCUCCAUCAUCCUCGGUACCGUUGCGCUCUCGUAUGGCUCUGUCCCCUUGUAUAAGACUAUCUGUCAGCAAACGGGAUGGGGCGGCCAACCGAUCAAGUCCGCUGCUCACGGUGGCACACUGGACCCCAACGACACCGACUCCAUUGCCGCCAAGCUGACUCCAGUUACCACCUCCCGCCGAUUGCGCAUCACCUUUGCCGGCAGCACUUCAGACAUCCUGCCCUGGAAAUUUACUCCACAGCAGCGUGAAGUGCGUGUCUUGCCUGGAGAGACGGCUUUGGCCUUCUAUACCGCGACGAACAUGAGUAAGGAGGAGGACAUAAUCGGUGUCGCAACGUAUAGCGUCACACCUGCGCAAGUGGCGCCGUACUUCAGCAAGAUCCAGUGCUUCUGCUUUGAGGAGCAGAGAUUGAACAAGGGGGAGACGGUGGACAUGCCGGUGUUCUUUUACAUCGAUCCGGAGUUUCUGAAGGAUCCGAAUAUGAAGGGCAUCGAUACGAUCACCCUGAAUUAUACGUUCUUUAAGGCGAAGUACGACAAGCAUGGUCAUCUCACGCCAAUACCAGCGCCGUACUGA